AUGGCCAGCCAGGAGGACCCGGUCCAGAGAGAGAUCCACCAGGACUGGGCCAACCGAGAGUACAUCGAGGUCAUCACCAGCAGCAUCAAGAAGAUCGCCGACUUCCUCAACUCCUUCGACAUGUCCUGUCGCUCCCGACUGGCGACAUUAAACGAGAAGCUGACGGCUCUGGAGAGGCGGAUCGAGUACAUCGAAGCUCGGGUAGGUGCACCACCUGACCCCACACCCACCCGACACCCCGAUAAAGAGGACCUGUCAGGAGAGACAUAG
Molecule: messenger RNA, 270 nt
Organism: Staurois parvus
Lineage: Eukaryota; Metazoa; Chordata; Amphibia; Anura; Ranidae
Source: the annotation of a GenBank genome assembly